AUGACUGAAAACCGCUUGCAAGAAGUGUAUUUGGGUAAUAUGGAAGCAUCUGUUGUUGACGCCCUUGUGAAGUUCUGCUACUCUGGAGAGAUAAAUAUUAGUAACGCCAAUGUAUUGAACAUUCUAUCCACUGCUCGUUUGUUUCAAUUGGACCAGGUUGAGGAGUUGUGUCGUGAAUUCCUGAAAAGAAAGUUGGAGCCGUCCAGUUCCUUGGUAGUACGACCGGUUACCGACAGUAUUUCGUGUCCUGAAGCCGACGAGAAUGUCUUGCAUAACUUCGAAAAUGCUGUGAAUACGGAAAAAGCUCAUGAAAUUCUCGUUAACCAACUAGUUGAACUGAUUUUAAAUGAAGAGCUAAGUGUACGAUUAAUGGCGCAGGUAUAUGGACCAGUUUUGUAUGAUAUUGUAAUAUUGUUAAUGCAGUGCUUCGGUGGAUCAGGUCCGACCUGUCAGCUCGAAAACAAUUUCUAUCAGAGAGUUCCUACUCAUUACAACUAUCUGCACCCGAACGACUCAGCAAGCAGUUACUAA
Molecule: messenger RNA, 531 nt
Organism: Cooperia oncophora
Lineage: Eukaryota; Metazoa; Nematoda; Chromadorea; Rhabditida; Trichostrongylidae
Source: the annotation of a GenBank genome assembly